AUAAAUACCCUCUCUCUCUCUCUCUCUCUCUCUCUCUCUCUUUCUCUCUCUCUGUCCUUUUUCCUCUGUUUUCUUUUCUUCCCUUUUCCAUAUCUUUUCAAAUCUAAGUUUCAUCGCCCGUUCCAAUCGAUCGGAUGCAGUUACGGUUUAGUUUCUGUGGAGGUGGAGCUGACAUUCUGUUCUUCGGUGUCUGAGGCUUUGUUUGUUUUUUGAUAUUCUGGUGAUUUUUUUUUUUCACGAUUUUGAUGGAAGAGGGGUAGGUUUUGGAGAAAAAAUGGAUAGCAGCUGGCAUGCCAAAUGUGGUUCGUCAUUGCAGUCGCCGACACCGUCCAUGGCUUCCUCUGCUCCGCCGGAGCAUCGGAAUCAGAUGGAGAUGAAUUCAGGACAGUACUUUUAUUCAAAUGGCACACAAGAUAUAAGAUCAACAUUGCAUGAAAGGACACAUGACUCCAUAUCUUCCAACGUUUCGCAUUUAAGUUUCCAGAAGACAAACCAUUCUGAGCUGGGAAAUUCAUAUCUGACUCUCCUAUCUGGGCCUCCAUCGCAAUUGCAUUAUGAUUUCCAGGAAUUGUCAAAUGCCAAAGCACAGAGCAUCUCUAGAAGUGCCAAUGUUAAUGCUUUGGAAAGUCGAGUUUCGCAGACAUCUAGUGGUUUGCUAUCUGGAAACUGGAUUAAUCAUAACGGGCAAGAUGGAGUGCAUCUUUCUCCUGCUGCUCCGUCCAGAUCAGUAUUCAAUUCCAUUUCUGGCAGCGGUUUGAUUUUGCCUGAUAGCCUGCAGACUACACAGUUAAAUCUUCAAACAUCCGACCUGGCCAAGGCAGUCAUUCAUCACUUGGUUCCUGGCGAUAAGAAGGUAAAGGAUUUAUCUUCAAACAAAGGAGAAUGGUGUGGUACAACUUCUGCAAAUGCUAGGAAUCUUCACGGUAAAACUGUUCUCAAGCCAUCAAAGAUUCCACCAGAGGCAAAAUCUUCAUUAUCCAAUCAGUCAGCUGCUGUUUUAAGCGGGUGCCCUCGUGUCUUCUGCUUGGGGACAAGUGGUUAUCUACUCCUCAGUAAUACAGGGCUAAUUGGUAUUGUUUGCGCUUGCCACUUUUUGCACAUGUCUGUCUCAAAGUUUUGUGAGCAUUCUGGAUUAUGUGAUAUGAACCCAGGGGAUGCUGUUCGAGUAGAAAGUGGAGAGACCAUUGCACAUUGGCGGAAACGAUACUUUGAGAAGUUUGGGAUUAGGGUUCCAGAAGAUCCAAGUGGAUGGGACUGGCCUGAAGGAUUAUCCGUGACUGCUGGUUUGGUGAAAACUAGUGCUGCUAUGCACCAAAUAUCUGGCAAUUCUGACUUGGAUAAUCUGGUCACUUCACCUCAAGGACUGGCAAUGUGUGGAGAAAAUAUCAGCUGUUUGAAAACCCCUCACAUGGACCAGAAUUUGUCUAUUGAUCCUUUGCAUAACAAACAACAGCGAAAUGUUGAGGAUAGUAAUAACAUUCUUCCAAGGGGCUUGAUUGGCACCUUGCAAAGCAAUAUGCGUGCUGUGGCAGAUAACCAUAUGGUGGAAUCUACUGUAUCUAAGUCUUCAUCAGCAUCAAAAUUUGUAGGUAGAGGUCCAGAUAAUGGUUCUCAUUCCAUAUAUGCUUGGAUUGAUACUAUUUUGAAGACUGGAAACCCAUGCCUCACCCAUGCCAGUUUGCAGAACUUAACAGCCCUUGGUCAAGGUUGUGUGGUUAACACAGCUAAAAUUGCACAAGAUGGUGUAAUUGCUGACAACAAGUCUGCUUCUUCAAACAUAGAGUUAAGGCUUGGACAACCAUAUCAACAGAGUCAGUCUCUAAGAAAUUAUACUCUUCCAUUAUCUGAACCAAAACCUUUAGAGAUACUUGCUGAUCCUCCCAAAUCAUGUUGUCCAGAGCAGAAAAUUCACUGUGCUAACAAUUGCGGUGAGAGGGAGGAAUCUAGGCAGUAUUUUCACCGUGCUUCAGGCCCAUCUAUUCCUGCUGCAAGAGAGGAACAAAGCCAAUCAAACUUUGGGAACCCUGCCUUUGACGUUAGUAAUACAAGGGAUGCUACUAAAUUAAGAAAUUUUGAAGUUGAUAUUGCAAAGGGUUUAGUGGUUCCACCUUUUACUCAUCUGCCUCCAGAGAAAGGUGUGUGCUCCAAAAGUACUACCUGUAUUGUCGAUAUCAGUGAGUCUGUCAUGCCAAAGACACUAUAUUGUGAAUCUAGUGGCCCCAAGGCUGGCCCAAUAAAUGUUCUCUGGAGUGGUGGUAGUACUUCACAAAGGCAGUUAAAUGUUCCCGAGUUGGGUUUCUUAAGAUUAAUAGACAAGAGUAAAGGCACAGGAUAUGUUUCUGAUGGCUCUUGUGUUGCAACAGAGCCAGCAGUUAAAAUCCAGAAGCAGAUAGAUAAUCCUAGUGUUUUCACAGGAGCUGUUGGAGGAAGCAGCAGUCACAGCUUUCCAGCAGUACACGUCAAGAACCAUUUUCCAUAUCAGUCAUCUAAUGUGGUGACGGAUAUACAUGGUGCUAGAAACCUCUUCAACCAUCCUGUGAACUCUCCUUUUUUUGGAAGUAAGGGGCACACUGGUCACGCUUUCAUUAGAUCCAUGGGUUCAUCUGUGGGUUCUAGUCAAAUUUCACAGUCCUCUGCUGCCUCAACAGAUUUUCCAUUUUCUACUUUGACCCCUAUGCCAAAUUUAGCUUCUACCAUCUCAAAACAGGGAGGUUUCAAUCUAGGCCCUAAUUUGCUUGAUGAAAGCAUGAAACUGCUUGCAAUGAAGCAAAUAUUGGAGUUGUCCAAGUCCAAGCAGCAUGCAAUUUCAUCCAUUGGAAUAAACCACGAGCCAGGGAGAUAUUGUUGCUCUUCUACUCCGAAUUUACAGCAUAGUAUUCUUGACCUAUCAACAUCUGGGGAGCAAAGGCAUGGACCUGGACCUAUUAGUCCCAGCAAGCUAGAUGUUUCUAAAAGUUCUUUGAUGUCGUAUCCAUCUGAAAAAGCAGCCCAAGUCACAGGGUUGAACAACUGGUGCAAUUUAUCAACCAUGACUCAAGGGUUUCCAUUAUGCUCUAGAGAAAUUGAUGUACCAUGUCAUUUCUCAAAUGAGCCAUUUUCCAGUGUGCAGCCCACAUUGAGCCUUGGCAGAAGCGAAAGUUUAUGUCAAUCAGGUGACCAUCUAAAAUGCUGUCAGAGAGCACCUUCCACAUAUUUUCUGCAUAACUGCAGCUGUGCAGCUCAGGCAAAUUGCUUGGAAUAUUCUGAAUCAAGAGUUGGACAUUCUCCUGUUACAUCCAAGGAGGAACUAAGGGGUUUCUGUCAUGAAGCAACUGUCCUAGUUUCUGCUUCUGAAUUUGUUAGAGAUCAUACUGUUUCAAAGGAAAGAACUAUGUCCAUGGAUAAAAGAGGAGAACUGAUUAGCAAACACCCUAGGAGUCAAUGCUGUCACAUCUCCCAAUGGAGAGAUGUCCCAAGUAAGAAAAAAGAGGAUUGUGACGCAACAUGCAUGGGCUGGUCAGAAAAAGGGGCUCAAAACAUGACAUUUAAUAAUUCAUCAGCUAAUGAGUUGGAUAAUUCUAGGAAUGCUGAAGGUCAGCUGGGAGAUGCUGCAGCUAAAAGGUUUAUUGGAUCUCUGAAUGUAUCUGACUCCUUGAAAGGGCAUGAAAUGUCCAAUAUCUCUUCUGGAUGCUCUGCCCCUGCUGUUACACAGGCAUCAUUUGAGGUUAACAAUGUGGAUUCCAGCACUGUUUAUGCUGGGGAAACUGAAAAUGCCAACAAUCUCAUAGUUGAUGAGGGAUCGACUAUUGAUAAAUGUUGUUCAUCGGAUGAUGCGCAAGAGAGUGAAAGAAGUGCUGAUUCUCUUAGUGCUUCUUUUAAGUCUAACAUGAAAAAAAGAGAAGUUCUAGAUGGGCAAGCAUCCCGUAGUCUGCUUGAUGAGCUUAAGCUCAUUAAUUCCUUAACCUGGAAGAAAGGUAGAAAUCAGAUUCCCAUUGGUCUUACUACUUGUGGGAAGUCUGAUCAUCUAAAAGAGGUUGGGAUAGGCUUGAAAGCUGGGAAGAGAAAGAAAUUCAUGAAACUAAAAAUGAUAGAUGCAGUUCUUCCAUCAGACCAUGAAAGACGAGCGUCUGUUUCUUGCUCUCUUAGAGCAGGAUUAUUUUCAUCUACCAAAGAGCUUUCUCAUAAAAGGGCUCUACAUAGACUUUAUAAUGAUAGCGAAGAAGAUACUUACCAGCCUAAAGUAGAUGGUUAUGCAGAGUCUAGUAACAUCCUUGAAGUUUCAGUCAGGAAAAAAUUAAAAAGGGCUUGGGCUUCUGAAUCUGUUAAGGAGCAUGAGACAGAUGAACCAAUUCAUAAAGUUGCUGAAAAAACCUCUAAUUUUGAUUCAGGAUGUUGUGAGAAGGUCUUUUUAAGUCAUGAUAUGGCGUUUGGUCAUAGGAAGGCUAAGCCUGUUGUUUGUGGCAAAUAUGGUGAAAUAUGUGGAGAAUUGGGUGGAGAUGAACUGAAGCCAGCAAAAAUUAUUCCUCUUAGCAGGAUUCUUAAAAUUGCAAAACGUAUUGAUCAAAAGAGUUACAAAGCUAAGUUAAUGAAGAGGAGAACACCUGGAAAUACUGAAUGCUUUGAUUUAUCUUCUGAUUUGAAGAAAGAGGAAAAAUGUGGCAGUAAUCAUUCUUCAGUUUUUCAUGGAGUGAAUCAAUUGGUUGUGGACGAAGCCAUGAAGGCUUGUGUAGGUGUAAGUAAGCAAUCUGAUGUCAAGUCAUCCAUGUGGGAGAAAGAGAGAGUUGAUAAAAGUGAGAAAAACAAAACUGCUUAUGCCCAGUCAAGCCAUAAUUACAAAGAAAUUCGAAGGCGCAGCCUUUAUGAGCUAACGGUUAAAGGAAAGAAGUCCCAUUCUCCCCUUAUCAAGAUUCCACAGUGCAUGCCAAGAGUGAAAGUAAGGAACAGUCUGAAGAAAGCUGAGGAUAGCAAAUGUGGAUCAUGUGAAAUUAAUGCUGAAAAAAAUAUUGGGGAGCCUGGAUUCUGCUCUGAUGCUAAUUCAGAUGUAUUGUGCUGUGUCUGUGGAAGCUCAAAUAAAGAUGAAAUUAAUCACUUAUUGGAGUGUAGUCAGUGUUCAAUCUUGGUACAUCAAGCUUGCUAUGGUGUAUCAAAGGUUCCACAAGGCAACUGGUAUUGCAGACCAUGCAGGGCUGGUGCUAAGAAUUUGGCCUGCGUUCUUUGUGGUUAUGGGGGUGGUGCAAUGACUCAGGCUCUGCGGAGUCGCACAAUUGUGAAAACCCUUUUGAAAGUGUGGAACAUUGAAGCAGAAUGCAGGACAAAGAACACACCUUCUGUUAAAACUAUGCUGGAUCAUGAAAGUUUGCCACAUUUGUCAAGUGCUGUACUUGAUGAUUCGUAUUGUAUCUCUAGACAUGGAAACAUUGAAUCAUCAGGUUCUGCAGUGUGGAAAAUGGAUUUGCAGAACAAAUUGGAUGCUGUUCAUAAUUCCUCAUGCUGUGUUAGCAAGUUAAAGGUGCAUAACAGCAUUACAGCAGGAGUACUUGACUCUAAUGUUAAACAGUGGGUUCAUAUGGUCUGUGGACUUUGGACACCCGGAACACGAUGUCCAAAUGUUGAUACGAUGAGUGCUUUUGAUGUGUCAGAUGUCUCAUGUCCUAGAGAGAAUGAGGUUUGCUCUCUAUGUAAUCGACCUGGUGGAACAUGUAUACAGUGCAGAGUUAAGAGUUGUUCAGUUAAGUUUCAUCCUUGGUGUGCCCACCAGAAGGGUUUGUUGCAAAGUGAGGUUGAAGGUGUUGAUAAUGAAAAUGUUGGCUUCUAUGGAAGAUGCAUAUCUCAUGCUACAUGCCAUACAUGUGAAUCUGGUGGUGAUCAGUCUGAUGCUGAAACAAUUUGUCCAGUAGAAAGGGAAUUAACAUGUGCACGGACAGGGGGCUUCAAGGGUCGCAAACAAGAUGGCUUUUUGCAUAGUAUCCAUGAUCAAUUAAAAAGGAAGAGUAGGUGCUUUGUUCCUCAAGAGCAGUUAAAUGCUUGGGUUCACAUUAAUGGGCAGAAGUCCUGCAUACAAGGGCUUCCAAAGCGAACAACAUCAGAUAUUGAAUAUGAUUGCCGGAAAGAAUAUGCUCGCUACAAACAAUCAAAAGGUUUGAAGCAUCUAGUAGUUUACAAGUCUGGCAUACAUGCACUCGGUCUUUACACAUCUCGGUUCAUUUCCCGUGGUGAAAUGGUGGUUGAGUAUGUUGGUGAGAUCGUGGGGAUACGUGUGGCUGACAAGAGAGAAAGCGAGUAUAUGUCUGGAAGAAAAGUCCAGUACAAAAGUGCAUGCUACUUCUUCAGGAUAGAUAAAGAGCACAUCAUUGAUGCAACCCGCAAAGGGGGAAUUGCCCGUUUUGUCAAUCAUUCAUGCCUGGUAAUUAUGGUUCUUCGUCUCCAUGAUUUCUAGUUAAUUGUUUUAUGUGAAUUCUGGCCUUAAGUCGAGUUAGGAUUGCAAUGAAACAAAAAGGUUGGACACCAGAAGUUGGGGAUUUCUUGAAGGACAGGAAUGGUUGAAUACCAAAUAUAUGGUUUCAAGAUUCACCGUCAUUUCUUUUAAACAAUUGCUUCUGUAUCUUUACUCAGUUUCCUUACUUUUGAACGCAAUUCUUUGAGCAGCCAAACUGCGUUGCGAAAGUGAUUUCUGUAAGGAAUGAAAAGAAGGUAAAAGAAUUUUCACUUUUCCCUUUUUUCUUUACGAUUUGCAAAUGAUAAUUUAUUUUGAUACGUUCUGUGACUAAAAAUUCAUCCGAUAUUUUAUACAUGAAAGCAAGGUAGGUUUUUCAUGUAUAAUUUGUUUUUGGAAGUUGGAUACAGGGUGCAGCUUUAAUAUUUCUACCUAGUUAAGCAGCCAUUAUAGAUUACUAAUUGCUGAUUUUCAUUUCCAUUAAAAAUUGUAAUCAUAGCUUCCAGUGGCAAAAUUUCACGGCUUUGUCUUAGUUAUGCAUUUUCCCCUUUCAGGUUGUCUUUUUCGCAGAGCGAGACAUAUACCCAGGAGAAGAGAUAACAUAUGACUACCAUUUUAACCAUGAGGAUGAAGGUAAGAAAAUUCCUUGCUUUUGCAAUGCAAAAAACUGUAGGCGUUACCUAAACUAACGAUCAUUCAUUCAACCCCAUUUGUACAUUAGCUAUUUGAUCCAUGUGUCAAAAAUUUGGGCUCUCUUUGAGUGAACAAAAUACUCUACCAUUGCCCUGCAAUUUUGUCAACUUGUAAAUAUACAGGGCUGUAGUCUGUAUGUCACUAUAAUUUGGUUCUUGUAAGACAUAAUGUACCUUUCCCCUAAGCUGGGGAUCCAAGAUCGAGUCAUCAAGGUAUUUAGAUGAACUGAAUUUUAAUCAGAUGUUUUAUU
Molecule: messenger RNA, 7355 nt
Organism: Rubroshorea leprosula
Lineage: Eukaryota; Viridiplantae; Streptophyta; Magnoliopsida; Malvales; Dipterocarpaceae
Source: the annotation of a GenBank genome assembly